Messenger RNA from Malus domestica (apple), 1596 nucleotides. RefSeq lists its product as uncharacterized. The record is from RefSeq and is a predicted model, not a curated record. Lineage: Eukaryota; Viridiplantae; Streptophyta; Magnoliopsida; Rosales; Rosaceae.
AAUGCCAGCUAGAUAGGGCUGGGUGGGUUGGGAGGGUAAUUGUUAAAAGUUAGGAGGGUAAUUUUGUCCGUGGGGUUUGAGACGGGUUGGAAUGGGUUGGGUGGCUUAGCGCAAACAGAGGGAGAGAGACGGAGGAGUAGGGGUUGCAAAAUGGGGUUAGGGUUGAUUUUGGUUCCUGAAAUCGUGGGCUGGUGUCGGUGGGUGUGAGAUUUUGUGAAACGAAGCUCCAUACACAUAGAGAAGGAAGAGGUACGAUUUAGAAUCAGAAGCAUGCACAAAAUCUCCAUCGCCAUGGUCAGAUUCACCCCUCCAUCUUCGCUGCUCUUCAUAAAUCGAGCUCAGCCAUGCAAGUCAGAUGCCAAACCUCCUGAUCUUGGUGUCGACACACUCACAGUUUGGACUCCCAUCGCAGCAUCAUCAUUUGCUCUUGCAGCCGCUUUUGAUGCAAAGGUUCUCAGCCAUGACAUUUGAAUCAAAAUUCUGGUGCAUUUUGGGUGCGUUUGAUACGCAGACGGGACGGAACGGGACGGGACGGAACGAAGGUGUAAUUUUUGAAAAAGACAUGGGGUAUAUUUGUCUUAAAAUGGUAAAACAUUGCGUUCCGCAAACGUGUAACAAACCCGUUCCGGGGGGGGAGGUGGAACGCAAAAACACUCAAAAUCUGUUCCGUGGAACAGCCCGUUCCACCCAUUUUUGGCGUACCAAACGCGGGACGGAACGCCUCGUCCCGUUCCGUCCCGUCCCGUCCCACGUACCAAACGCACCCUUUAGCCACACACUGACAGCUACUGCUGCACUUUAGGUACAAUUAAACAACCAUCAUUCUCCAAUUCAUGUGAAAUACUCGUACAUUGUAUAUAGUUGGGACUUUAAAAAAUCCGCCAUUUUUUUAAGAUAGGCUUUUAAUGUAAAUUCAAUAGAAUGUAGAUCCAACUGAAAGACGUAAUUUACUAUGUCGAUUCAGCUGCUUUGAUUGGUUUCUGAAUUAUUUAAAAAUUGGUGUGUUAAACUAUGAUUACGAAUUCAAAACCCGCAAUGGAGCUUGGGCAUCUUUGCUAGUAUCAACUAUAGUAAAGAGUAGGGUGUGCAGCAAUAUCAAUUAUUGUAACUUUUCUUGCUCAUCGUAAUAGCUACCAUGUAUUUUCCGAUUACAAUCAAUGUAAGCCGAGACGAAAGGAACUAAGAAACAGUCAGUCACAAAUCGACAAUUUAAUUCUGACCAUAAAGUAGAAAGGUAUAACCACCGAAACGAGUAAAUGAUUGUCAGAAUUGCGUAUUAUAAUUGAUUUACCUUGUUGACCGAGAGAUUGCGUGCACCGAGAAGCAAAGAGAAGUUGGCCCAGCCAGAGCCAACCACUCCUGCAAUCUGUGGUUUACUUUAUUUCAAUGGUUGAAUAGUGUAAGUCUCGGAAGAAGCUUCCUUAAAUAUUUAAUUUAGCACUCCCGUCUAUGUCAGCAUCUUCAAUUAUAAUAGAGUGAAACCUCGCUGAUGAAAGAAUACCUACAAAGAUGUAAUAUAAAAUAGACACUUGCUUAUACAAUGAUAUCAUUAUAGCGGUAUUUUAAAUUAAUCACGUAUUAUUUGAUUUAAAGUUA